AAAACGAACGCCGGUGGGAGAAAAUGAAGGCGGCCGCGGAGCUUCUCGGCAAUGAACGGGGCAACGAGGAGACGUUUCCGGCCGCGGACAUGGAGGAGAAGCCGGGAGGCGCUGAAAGCUUCGGGUCUUCACCGGAAAGCCGCUUCAGUUCGCCGGAAAGAGCCGCUGAAGCUCUGCAGGGGGGCUCAGACUCUGAGGAGCAAACCCGGAGCCAGGACAUUUAUCAGCUUCCUGAUAUCACCUGUCUGAAUAUACAAACGUAUGAGGGAGCAACCAGGGACGGACGGUUUCAUGGAGAAGGUGUUGCAUCUUUUCAAGGAGGACAUGAGUACCAGGGACAUUUCUCAGAAGGCGUCAUGGACGGACCUGGCACCUUCACCCAGGCGGACGGCUUGAAAUAUGAGGGGGAGUUUGUGUGGAAUGUGCCCACGGGCCAGGGCACCUUCACGUGGCCAGAUGGUAGCACCUAUGUGGGGGAAGUCUACAGAGGUAUAAGACAGGGGAUGGGAACCUACAAAUGUGCCAAAAGUGGUGUGUCUUACAGAGGCCAGUGGCACCGGGGUAAGAGGCAUGGAAAGGGUACAGUUUAUUAUAAUGAGGACAAGACUUCUUGGUACGAAGGGGACUGGGUGAUGAACGAGAGAGAAGGACGGGGAGAGAGGGGGUACCCAUCUGGGAACGUCUACACCGGUGAGUGGAGGAAUAAUCAGAGACAUGGUGACGGCACGAUGACCUGGAUGAAAGUGGAACAGCAGUAUGUUGGGAACUGGCAACAUGGAGUACAGCAUGGUGUGGGCACACAUAUCUGGUUUUUGAAGCGAGUUAAUGGAUCCCAGUAUGCUCAGAGCAACCAGUACAAGGGCGAUUUCUUUGAAGGUCGGAGGCACGGGAAAGGAACCUUUUACUACGCUGGUGGCGCGACCUACACAGGAGAAUGGAGGAGCGAUAAAAAACACGGACAGGGCAAACUCACUGCCAGGAGUGGCCGUGUAUUUGAAUGCGAGUUUGAUGACGAUCUGUUGAUAGCCAGCUUGAAUGAAGACAGAGCUCCAACACCUCUUGGGGCCCCUCCUUUGUUGGAGAGCGACUCCUCUAUAAUAGGACCUCACAUGGCCCUCAACAUUGAAGGUAUCCUGGACAAGAUCCCAGAGAGAGACCGAGAGACUGAGCGCAAGCAGGUGGAGUGUGCGGUGCUGAGCCAACACUUGGAGCUGAGGCUCAUAUUUGGUUUCUACAGCAGACUCGGCCGGUCCUAUCCUCCUGACAACAUCUUCCUGCUGUCCCGCCUGCAGUUCUGGCGUCUGCUCAAAGACUGCAAAGUCCACCAUCACGGCGUUACACUGGCACAGCUGGACCGUUUCAUCCGAGAAGAGGCAGGUUUAACAGAGGUGCACUCUCCUUUCACAUCCAUGCAGCUUCACGAGUUUCUCACAGGUCUGGUAAUCGUGGCCUAUUACAUCUACAGGAAAGAUAUGGCGUCACAGAAGCAUUGCCUGGCUGCCUGCCUGUCCAGAUUGAUGACGGAUGACAUCCUUCCAAAUGCGAGAAAUGUGAAAGGUUUCCUGUUCAGGCGGCCAGAUUUAACAGCAGAGGCUUUGAAGAAGGCAAAGAGGUGCUGGGAGAUCUUUGAUCAUUUCUGCAGGCUCUACGGAGCCCACAGAGACCUUCCAUCCAUGACCUGCAGACAGCUGCUGUGGAUGUUCAAGGAUCUCAGACUGUUUGAUCAUCAGCUGACCACAGCGAGUUUACUGGAGCUCAUCACCGCAGAGAACGGAGGCUGCACCAAGCAGCCGUCCUGCGUGGAGCUGGAGAUGGUGUUCCUGGAAUUCUUUGAGGUACUUCUGGGCUGUGCAGAACUAAAGUUUCAGCAGGUUCCUGAUGCUCUGGGGCAGGGUCUGGUCCAGAUCACGUCUCACAGCGCCACUACAGAGAACUCCCCUGACGUGGAAGCAUAUGAGAAACAGGUGGAGGAGAAAGGAAAUGUGCAGGAUGUGGGGGAUGAAGAAGUCCAAAAUCAAGACCUAAUGUCGCCACAGCUUGCAGAGAACUUCCAGGAGCAUGAAGAUGUCAGUAUAAGCGGAACAGGGCCUAGAGACCAUCAAGUACAGAGCAGGAGCCUGGCUGUCCAACGGUUUUUUAACGACUGCUUCUUCCCGGCCGUUGACCAUCACUGGUUGGUUACGAGGCAAAUGGAGAUCACCCAGGAGGUUCAAGAUGGCAAAGAAUUUCAAUGUAGAGAAAACUCAAUCUGAGAGUUUUUUCUAUUUGAUCUGUCCGGCUUAAUAAAAACUCUGAUGGGCAAAUAAA
Molecule: messenger RNA, 2307 nt
Organism: Fundulus heteroclitus (mummichog)
Lineage: Eukaryota; Metazoa; Chordata; Actinopteri; Cyprinodontiformes; Fundulidae
Gene: rsph10b
Product: radial spoke head 10 homolog B
Exons: 17
Coding region: 24-2252 (742 amino acids)
Source: RefSeq, a predicted model, not a curated record